Messenger RNA from Umbelopsis ramanniana AG, 1390 nucleotides. RefSeq lists its product as uncharacterized. The transcript has 5 exons. Gene Ontology annotation, cellular component: proteasome regulatory particle, lid subcomplex. Gene Ontology annotation, biological process: proteasome-mediated ubiquitin-dependent protein catabolic process; protein deubiquitination. The coding region runs from base 73 to 1008 and encodes 311 amino acids. The record is from RefSeq and is a predicted model, not a curated record. Lineage: Eukaryota; Fungi; Mucoromycota; Umbelopsidomycetes; Umbelopsidales; Umbelopsidaceae. Gene Ontology annotation, molecular function: metallopeptidase activity; proteasome binding; protein binding.
UUUAACCUUCAGGUCCAACGGAGCGAACGUCUUUCGAUACCUCAACCCACAUAUAUCUGCAAAUAGUACAUAAUGGAACGACUUCAGCGCCUUUUCGGAUCCGCAGCAGGCAUUGGUCAGGGAAUGCAACCUGGAAUGGACACCCCCACCGUAGACAAUGCUGAAAUGGUUUAUAUCUCAUCACUGGCUUUAUUAAAGAUGCUCAAGCAUGGUCGAGCAGGUGUUCCAAUGGAAGUUAUGGGUUUGAUGCUUGGAGAGUUUGUUGACGACUACACAGUCCGCGUCAUUGACGUUUUUGCCAUGCCUCAAAGCGGUACCGGUGUAUCUGUCGAAGCAGUUGAUCCCGUAUUCCAGACAAAAAUGUUAGAUAUGUUAAAGCAGACCGGAAGACCAGAGAUGGUAGUUGGCUGGUAUCACUCACAUCCAGGUUUCGGAUGCUGGUUGUCCAGCGUUGAUAUCAAUACACAACAGAGUUUCGAACAGUUGAACCAGAGAGCAGUAGCAGUCGUCGUCGAUCCCAUCCAGUCUGUUAAAGGAAAGGUCGUCAUUGAUGCUUUCCGAUUGAUCAACCCACAAACUGUCAUGCUUGGACAAGAGCCACGACAAACAACUUCAAAUAUCGGUCACUUGAAUAAGCCAUCAAUUCAAGCUCUCAUCCACGGCCUCAACCGCCACUACUACUCUAUUGCUAUAAACUACCGUAAAAACGAAUUGGAGGAGAAGAUGCUUUUGAAUCUUCACAAGAAGAACUGGACCCACGGCCUUACUCUUCCAAACUUCACAGAUCACACAGAGAUCAAUGAAAAGAGCGUAUCGCAGAUGCUUACGCUGGCGGAAGCUUACAAUAAGUCAGUGCAGGAGGAAUCAACAAUGACAGCAGAACAGCUCAAGACACGACACGUCGGUAAACAAGAUCCAAAGCGUCAUUUAGAGGAGAGUGUGGAAAAUGUAAUGAGUACCAAUCUAGUUAUGGCGUUGGGAACUAUGAUUGAUAGUGUCAGUUUCUAGACUGUGUGCAUAAAUAAAAGUUUGAAAAGGUUCAAAUACGGUUGUGAACUGUUUGGUUUUAUUCCUGUUACUACAUUACAAGGUUCAAUCAAUCAGCAGAGUGGACAGGGCAUCCUUUCCCUCUUCGAAACCAAUCGUGUAUACAAUGGCGAUGAUAUGAGCAAAGACAAUUAAGUCUUGCAACCGUAUCGCCUAUGAAUGUAUUUUUAGACAGAGGGCAAAAAUAAGUGCAAUACUAAAGAGCUGCUCCUUACCUUCAGUAAAGUCUUCAAAGCAAAUCGUACAUUCUUGUCCAAUCAAUGCUGAAUCAUCUUUCAAACGAUACACUAGGAAUAAAUCGGUACCACAUUAUGAGCAUGAAAUAGAUCAACGGACAUAGGCU